AUGUUUUAUUUUGGCAUGAUCUUGUUCCUAAUUUCUCAUUUAAAGCGAUUUGCCCGUGCUCAACACAAACUUAAACUUUUCAUCUCUACAGAAUCAUGUCACCCUGUAACAAUCAACGUUCCAUCAAAAAUCCCCAAACGAUCCUACGUCUCGGCAAGGAACGACGCCGCCGCCAUCUUGCAAACCAUACGAAUACAACAAGAGCUCAGCAAUGGCCAGAUCCCCGCCCAAUUCAACGGCAUCGCUGGAGGUCGUACGCCCGAUGACGACUCCCUGGUCGACAACCAAAGCUCAAGAGACUUCUAUGACACACCAAGCUCAACAUCCGGGUCCCGUGAGGAUAUCACCAGGAAGAACUCAACCAGUCGAGUGUUUGACCGCAUUAUUCAAGAGGCCUCCCGUCUACCAAGUCAUAUCAGCCAUAAAGUAUCUAAGAAGAUAUCAGCACCGGAAAUGCAAGAUAUCCCAGAAGGCAUCGCUUCUUCUGCUUCAAAUGGGCACGGACAUGUUAAGAAGACGUUCAGAUGGAAGACAAAGAGAGCUGUAAGUGUACCAACGCGCCCUAAGCUGGUUGCUACGUCAGGUCCUCAGUCUCCCAUCUCAUCGUCCUCAGAAGGUCAAAGAAACCGUUCAGCUUCCGCAGAUAACCUUUUAAAACCAGAACCAAUUGGAACACUUCAUAUACAAUUAUGUCAUAAAACGCAAGAUGAGCAACUCAUAGUUUCUAUUUGCAGGGCAGAAGAAUUAGAAAUCACCGAUAAGCCUUAUGCAUCUGAGCCUUGUGUUAAUCCAUACGUCUAUAUUCGAGGUUGUAUUUUACCGGGUCAGAGGAAAAGAUUCAAAUCAAAGAAUUCGCAGCAAUUGCAGAAUCCGGUCUGGAAUGAAGAAUUUAUACUCCAAGACAUCUCCUUUUCAGCCGUUUGGCAGCUUACGUUGCGUUUCUCCUUGGUGUACCGGGCUGGCCCAGGUAGCCGGCCUGUCAUGGCUGGCUUCUGUAGUCUACCACUCCGGGACCUGGAACUCCACCAGCCUAUAGACAAGACCCUCUAUGUUAUACAGUCCAGUAGUCAAGCGUCUCCGAUGGGUGACAUCCACCUGUCAGUGUGUUACCAGCCCGACUCUUACCGCAUAGUUUUCCUCGUUUAUGGGGCUCGAGAUUUACCACGGAGCACCAUCAUAGGAACAUUACACUCAUGUACGCGGAUUGAGAUGCUAUACAACGACUGGCGAGUUUCGAAACAAAAGACGCAUCUGGUCCGAGAGACGCACGAUCCUUCAUGGAACGACCAACUAGUUUUCACUCUUCCCGAGGGUAAUAGCAGACUUCAGGGAGUAACAUUCGUUGUUUCGCUUGUCCAUAGAGACGUCGUUAAAGGGGGACAUGUCGUCGGAAGGGUUGAACUCGGCUGGUCAUCGACGUGUGAAGAGUUAGAACAUUGGGUAGACAUCAUGAACAAUCCAAACCGACCUAUCGCUUCUUGGUUAGCAUUACAGAGUCCGGAUUGAACCGGUUGAUCCGACCAUGAAGAAUGGGACCGGUUUCUUGAGACCGUCAAAAACUCUUGGGCACACAACAGA
Molecule: messenger RNA, 1578 nt
Organism: Lytechinus variegatus (green sea urchin)
Lineage: Eukaryota; Metazoa; Echinodermata; Echinoidea; Temnopleuroida; Toxopneustidae
Product: synaptotagmin-7-like
Exons: 10
Coding region: 1-1506 (501 amino acids)
Biological process (GO): calcium-ion regulated exocytosis; regulation of calcium ion-dependent exocytosis; regulation of dopamine secretion
Molecular function (GO): calcium-dependent phospholipid binding; calcium ion binding; syntaxin binding
Source: RefSeq, a predicted model, not a curated record